Messenger RNA from Pelobates cultripes (western spadefoot toad), 459 nucleotides. NCBI's taxonomy places the organism in Eukaryota, Metazoa, Chordata, Amphibia, Anura, Pelobatidae. The record is from the annotation of a GenBank genome assembly.
AUGAACACUAGAAGCACUUACUAUCAGUAUGAUGAAAGUUACAAAUUGAGAAGAAGAAGUCCUUCAACACCACGGGAAUCUACUAGCACUAUGACUUAUACUGCCAAGAAAAAUACAGAUAACAAGAUGAAAGGCAAUCAGAAUUUAGAUGUUGGUGAACGAGGUCGAGCAAGAAGCAGACAUGAUCCUGAUAAUGACAGAACCUCUGAUGUUGAAAAAAAUAGUGACUCCUAUUAUUCUGAUGAUUAUGACAAUACAACGUAUGAGUCUGACCAGACACCAACACCAAGCUUUAAGUCUAGAUCUCCGCGUGGUAAAAAGGUCAACCCAAAAUUUAGGUCUUCUACACCAGAGCAAGGCAAAGGUUGGUAUUCUGUUCUGUUCACAUGUGAAGUAGGGUCUCAGAACAAGGACGCUGGCUGUGUAAUCAUGCUAAGUUUACAAGUAGGGGCUAAGUAA